Molecule: messenger RNA, 945 nt
Organism: Dryobates pubescens (Downy woodpecker)
Lineage: Eukaryota; Metazoa; Chordata; Aves; Piciformes; Picidae
Product: olfactory receptor 4D1
Exons: 2
Coding region: 1-945 (314 amino acids)
Biological process (GO): G protein-coupled receptor signaling pathway
Cellular component (GO): membrane
Molecular function (GO): olfactory receptor activity; G protein-coupled receptor activity
Source: RefSeq, a predicted model, not a curated record
AUGGCCAUGAGCAACCUGCGUUGGCCACAGAAUGUAACCAAUCUGGUGACAGAAUUUGUCCUCCUGGGCUUCAAUCACAGUCAUAAGAUUCAGCAGGUCCUCUUCAUCACCUUCUUCAUUGUCUACCUGAUGGCCUUGUUGGGAAACAUCACCAUCCUCACCACUGUUAUCACUGACUACCAUCUGCACACCCCCAUGUACUUCUUUUUGGCCAACUUAGCACUCACAGACAUCACUGAGUCGUCAGUGAGCACCCCUACCCUCCUGUGGAGUCUGCUCUCCCAGCACAGAACUGUUCCAUUCAAGGAGUGCAUCUCCCACAUGUUUCUAUUCCACUUCAUUGGUGGUGCUCACAUCCUCCUGCUGGCAGUGCUGGCAGCUGAUCGCUGUGUGGCCGUCAGCCAGCCCUUGCAGUACCUGACACUAAUGAACCGUGAGGUCUGCCUAGGUCUAGUGGCAGGGUCAUGGGAAGGUGGAUUCCUUCACUCUGCAACACAGAUUGCUCUGCUCCUCCCUUUACCUUACUGUGGUUCUAACACCCUAGACAAUUUCCACUGUGAUGUUCCACAAGUUCUGAAAGUGGCCUGCACGGACACCCUACGGACAGAACAGCUGAUGGUCUCAAAUGGGGGCCUGCUCCUGGCAGUAAUCUUUGUCCUGCUGCUUGUUUCAUACAGUGCCAUCUUGGUCCAGAUACGGAGGCAGCUCACCAAAGGAAAGCACAAAGCUUUAUCUACCUGCAUAGCACAGAUCAUGGCAGUGAGCCUGACCUUCAUUCCAGCAAUAUUCAUCUAUGCUCGGCCCUUCAGGACCUCUGAACUGGACAAAGUAGCCUCCAUCUUCUUCUCCGUGCUUGUUCCAGCGCUGAAUCCCAUGGUCUACACCCUGAGAAACACUGAAAUGCAAAAGGCCAUCAGGAGACGUGUUUCUAGGGUUCUGUGCUAA